AUGAGUGAAAAUGAUUCAACUGAAGGUGUUCAUGGUCUUAUUCGACGCACAGCAGAUUUAGGAAAAUUGAUUUUGGCUGCAAACAAUAUAAGUCAAAAACAUAUGGAAUAUUUACCAUAUCCAGAUUGGAAUUUCAAUGAAGAACCUGAAGAAUUUCUUCAAAAAACUUCUGCUGAUAAAAAUGAUGAACAAUAUCCAUUAGAACAGAUCUACUUACGAUGUAAUAAAACAUUUCUGUGCGGUCAAUCAGUUCAAGUUAUUAAAAUUGAAGCAACAAGAAUAUAUCAUGGAGUAAUAGAAUUCUUCUAUCCUUAUCUAUAUGCAAUAACUAUUCGUUAUGGUUCAAAGUUUGAAUGGACAAUUAAAAAACGUUAUAAAGACUUUGAUAAUCUUCAUCAAGUUCUUCGAACUUAUGUGACAUCAGAAUUAGUAAAAUCUCGAAAUAAUUUAAACAGUGUACGACCAUCUACAACAACUGAUGAUCAUGAUUCUUCUAUUGAAAGACAAGAGAAACAACUACCAUGUUUUCCAACUCGAAAUGAUCGUAUGGCAUUCAUUAAUGAAUCUUCUAUAAAUGAACGAUGUAAAAUCUUACAAAAUUAUCUCAAUAAUGUACUUAAACAUCCAAAAUUUCGUGAACAUAGUGCAAUGAGAAAGUUUCUUGAAGUGAGUCCACUUUCAUUUGUACAAGGAUUAGGAAAGAGUUUACGAGAAGCUGAACUUUUCAAACGAUCUAAUGAUGAUUAUCGUGGUCGAUCAAUCUUUGUUCGAUUAUUUUUUUUAUGUGAUACAUGUAAAUUUCAUCGUACUCGAAAAUGGUUUGUUAUUAAAGAUUCUUAUAUUGUAUAUAUGAAACUUGCUUCGGCUCUUGUUGGAUUUCCAAUGCUUGUUGAUCAGGAAUUUUCUCUUGAUCGACGUUUUCGAAAAACAAAAACAACUCAUGGAAUUCGAAUAAAAAAUUCACAACGCUUAAUGGUUAUUAAAUGUCAAAAUAGAUAUGAACAAGAUAAAUGGUUCAAUACAUUAAUGGAAAUUAAAAAUAAAUCACUUUUUACUCAACAAAAUCCAUUUAAAUCAUUUGCACCACAAAGAAAACAACAAUAUGCACAAUGGUUUGUCAAUGGUCAACCGUAUAUGGAAGCAUUAGCUAAAGCAAUAUUAGCAGCGCGUGAAGAAAUAUUUAUUAGUGAUUGGUGGCUUUCACCAGAAAUAAUGCUUAUUCGUCCAUAUCAGGAUGAUUCAAUGCGACUUGAUAAUCUUCUCGGCAAACGAGCUGAAGAAGGUAUUCGUAUUUAUAUAUUGGUAUUCAAAGAUUUAAUACCAAUUGUUGGUUUAAAUAGUUAUCAUACAAAAAAGAAAUUAGUUAGCAAAAGUCCAAACAAGAAAAAUAUUAAAAUUAUUCGACAUCCUGAUCAUCGAGUUUUACCUGGAACAGAAUCAUCAUUUCUCUAUUCACAUCAUGAAAAAACUGUUGUUAUUGACCAACGAUUAGCUUUUAUUGGAGGUCUUGAUCUUUGUUGGGGUCGAUGGGAUACCGAUGAUCAUCGAUUGGUGGAUUUGAGUAAUGAAAAUAUUACAAAAUUGAAAUCUGCCGAAGAAUUAGCAAAUCAAAGUGAUCAAGAAUCAAACAAAGAAGAAGCUGCUGUAGAUACAAUUAAGGAAAUGGCAGAAAAUAGUACCCAUCAGGGCAUAGCAGAUAAACAUCGUUAUAAUGAAUCUUAUCCUUAUCUUCUUCCAAAAACAUAUGAUGAUCAUGAACUAGUUGAUACAAAUUUUCUUCGUUCAAUUCUUCCUGAUGAUCGACCACCGAUUCGUAUUGAUGCUCAAUGUGUUCGUUCUGCAUCAUUUUGGUCAUGUGGAAUUAGCACGGUCGAACAAUCCAUUGAAAAUGCCUACAUUCAUAUGAUCGAAAAUGCUCAACAUUUUAUUUAUAUUGAAAAUCAAUUUUUUGUCACAAUUGCUGAGGAUUCAACAAUUAAAAAUCAUAUUGGCGACGCACUUUAUCAACGUAUAAUACGAGCACAUUCUAAUAAAGAAAUAUUUCGAAUAUAUAUUGUAUUACCGUUAUUACCUGGUUUUGCUAAUGCUAAUACUAUUCAAGCUGUACUUUAUUUUAUUAUGAGAUCGAUUAAUAAAGGUGAAAUGUCACUCUAUCAAAGAUUAAAACAGAAUGGUGUAUCUAAUCCUGAAGAUUAUAUAACAUUUUAUGGUAUGCGAAAUUGGGAUAUAUUAAUGGGUAGUUUAGUAACAGAAAUAAUCUAUGUUCAUUCGAAAUUAAUGAUUGUUGAUGAUCGAAUGUGUAUUUGUGGAUCAGCUAAUAUUAACGAUCGUUCACUUAAAGGUUCUCGAGAUUCGGAAAUUUGUUUAGUUGUUAAUGAUAUUGAAAUGAUCGAUUCGUAUCUAAAUGGACAUAAAGAAAAAUAUUUUAUUUAUUUUUCAAGAUUAUUAUUAGGUAUAAAAAAUGAAGAUGAGAUGAAUGUUGAUGAUCCAUGUUCAGAUGAAUUUUAUCAAUGCUUUCGUCGAAUAGCACAACAAAAUACUCAAAUUUAUGAAGAAGUAUUUAAUUCAUUACCUACCAAUCAGAUACGACGAUUUGCUGAUGUUGAGGCUUAUGAAAAACGACCGAAAUUAAAAGAAACUGAUCCUCAAACAGCUCAUGAUAAAUGUAAAAAAAUUCAAGGUUUCAUUGUAGAAUUUCCUAUUGAAUAUCUAGCCGAUGAUGUUAUUAUGCCAAAAUGGAAUACAUCAGAAGGUUGUUUUUUUCUCCUAUAG
This is a messenger RNA of Rotaria sp. Silwood2, 2772 nucleotides long. The record is from the annotation of a GenBank genome assembly. Lineage: Eukaryota; Metazoa; Rotifera; Eurotatoria; Philodinida; Philodinidae.